Molecule: messenger RNA, 1467 nt
Organism: Lachancea lanzarotensis
Lineage: Eukaryota; Fungi; Ascomycota; Saccharomycetes; Saccharomycetales; Saccharomycetaceae
Gene: PTC6
Product: LALA0S02e06744g1_1
Exons: 1
Coding region: 1-1467 (488 amino acids)
Biological process (GO): protein dephosphorylation
Molecular function (GO): protein serine/threonine phosphatase activity
Source: RefSeq, a predicted model, not a curated record
AUGGGGAAGGCUCAACCGUUCGUACAUCUACGGCCUGCAAACCUGGUUCUCAGGGCGUCCGAAAAGGCCAACAAUCUCAACCCAGGUUCUUUUAUCCAUGCAAAAAGUCACCCAUCUAUAGCACCAGCAUCGCGUUCACCAAUGCUGAGAGUGAAUCUAAACAAAUUUCCAGGAUUUAUAGGACAUUGCUCGAGCAGAAUCAAUAGACCAACAAAUGAGGACUUCUAUUCCAUCAACAUGUUGAAACUCCCGGCCUCAGGACCUGAAAUGAAUUGCAUAAGACAGAAGCAUUUACCUAACAAAAGAGACUUUUGGAGUACUCAGUUACCACUCAAGAGGUCAAUUUUGAACUUAUCGGUAUUUGACGGUCAUGGAAGCGAUCGGGUCGCAAAACUACUGGCACAAGAACUCCACAACGAAAUCGUCGGCACACUUCCUUCGCGAGAUGCCUUUUUCGAUCUGCUGAAGGACUAUAAGAACAGAAUAGGCGGGAAAUACUGGAGUAAUAUCUACAAGAAACGCGAAGAGUAUUUCCACCGAUUUAUCGCUAAUUGUAAUACGAAACAAGAGCAGAUCCUGUUCAAAGAGGGAAAAUCUGGAUCACGGAUGAUAUUUGAUUCAUGGGGUAACAUUAUAGACAAGACGAGCCUGCUGACGGAAAACGAAAGACUGAGACUAUUUACUUCGUUUCUCAAUUUCGACCUGAAAUACUGCUGCGAUCCGAAGAUCGCUCAAGGGCUUGGAAACGAACAACAGAAACCUAUUGGCGGGUCCACGGCAUCGAGCGUUUUCAUCACGUCGUAUGACGAGGAGGAUUCCUUUGACGAGUCUUUUUUUGUCACUCCCAAGGGCCUUUUAAAGCUAGUGGUAACCCAGGUAGGUGAUACAAAAAUUGUGCUGUGUGACAAGAAUGGGAUUGCGCAUAGUCUCACUCGAAUACAUCAUCCAUCCUCUUCGCAGGAAUCGAAACGGUUGCAAACGAGUUUUCAAACAGACUCAUUUGGUAACACUAGGUUUUUAGACAACUUCGCAAACACAAGAUCUUUUGGCGAUUCCAUUGGGAAACAAGACGGCUUAUCGUGCGAGCCCGAUAUCUAUUCCUAUCUCAUCGGAAGCACAAGAUCGCUGCAGCAUUCAGAGAUCAGCAAACUCCAGUUUGGAGGAGACGAAUGCUUCGUUUGUCUCAUUACCGAUGGUGUGUCGGACCUCAUAAGCGAUCAAGAGCUUGUCGACCUGAUCACCAGUACGGUAAAUUUGCGAGGCCUCAAGACCGCUUCCCCACAGUUUGUUAGUGAGGAAGUUGUGCGUUUCAUUGCUGCUAUCGGGGGCCGGCAUGCUGACAAUGCUACGUGCUUGGUGCUGAGACUGCCAAACUGGGGCAACUGGCCUUCAAUUGAUCGCACUGGUGCGAUCCGUGAAGAAAAACUAAUGACCGGGUCUUCUGGGAGUGGUAGAUCCAACGUAUAG